This is a messenger RNA of Solanum pennellii, 1235 nucleotides long. RefSeq names its product zingipain-2. The record is from RefSeq and is a predicted model, not a curated record. The transcript has 2 exons. NCBI's taxonomy places the organism in Eukaryota, Viridiplantae, Streptophyta, Magnoliopsida, Solanales, Solanaceae. Gene Ontology annotation, molecular function: cysteine-type endopeptidase activity. Bases 16 to 1074 code for a protein of 352 amino acids. Gene Ontology annotation, cellular component: lysosome.
UACUGAAGACAUUAAAUGCAAGCUUCUUACAACAAUAUUCGUUUCCCUUCUACACUAACCAUGGCUAUGAAAAUUGAUUUGAUGAGUAUUUUAAUUACACUAUUCUUUGUAAUUAGCAUGUUUAACACUCAAACAAGAGGUCGCAGCCAGCCAAAACUAUCCGUGUCUGAGAGACACGAGCUGUGGAUGUCACGUCAUGGACGCGUUUACAAGGACGAAGUAGAAAAAGGAGAACGAUUCAUGAUUUUCAAAGAAAACAUGAAAUUCAUUGAGUCGGUCAAUAAGGCAGGGAAUCUGUCUUACAAGUUAGGGAUGAAUGAAUUUGCAGAUAUUACUUCACAAGAGUUUUUGGCUAAAUUUACUGGAUUAAACAUACCUAAUUCAUAUCUUUCACCUUCUCCAAUUAAUGAUCUUAGCGAUGAUGACAUGCCGUCUAACUUGGACUGGAGAGAGUCUGGGGCUGUCACUCAAGUGAAGAAUCAAGGUCAAUGUGGAUGUUGCUGGGCGUUUUCUGCAGUUGGAUCACUAGAAGGAGCCUACAAAAUUGCAACAGGCAACUUGAUGGAAUUCUCUGAACAGGAACUUCUCGAUUGCACCACCAACAAUUAUGGCUGCAACGGAGGUUUUAUGACGAAUGCAUUCGAUUUUAUCAAAGAAAAUGGUGGAAUUUCAAGGGAAUCAGAUUAUGAAUACCUAGGUCAACAGUACACAUGCAGAAGCCAAGAGAAAACAGCAGCAGUGCAAAUAAGUAGUUAUCAAGUCGUGCCUGAAGGUGAAACAUCACUAUUACAAGCCGUAACUAAACAGCCAGUGUCCAUUGGAAUUGCUGCUAGCCAAGAUUUACAGUUUUACGCGGGAGGAACUUAUGACGGAAGCUGUGCCAAUCGAAUUAACCAUGCUGUAACAGCGAUAGGAUAUGGAACUGAUGAGAAAGGUCAGAAAUAUUGGUUGUUGAAGAAUUCAUGGGGAACAAGUUGGGGUGAGGAUGGGUUUAUGAAAAUUAUAAGAGAUUCUGGGAAUCCUGCAGGUCUUUGUGAUAUCGCCAAGGUGUCUUCUUAUCCAAACAUAGCAUAGCAUAGAUAAGCAAGCAUUUCUUAUAUGUUGUUGUAUUAUUAAGAAUUGAGAAAAAAAAAUAUUGAUUGUGUACAUGCAAAAGCUUUUUGCAUGAAGUAUUUGUGUCUUUUGUAUUAAAUGGAACUUUAUGAAGUUGUUAAAAAGUGUAUUGAUUAUUAUCA